AUGGCUCACCCACCGGACCGAUAUUUGACAACUUAUACUCAAAAUCAACGAGUUUAUGAAUGGUUGCAAAGUAUUUCGAAACCAAAUAUAGCCAAUUUUUUGGAUAUGGACGCAGAUGCUCUAUUGGUUUUUGUGAGAAAAUUGGAUAGGAGUACAAGAUCAAAACUGGAACAAAGUUGUCGCUUUCUGUGUAACAUUUCUCGUUGCGAUAAACCCCAUCUUCAACAACUGUCCCUUCAAUUCACCACCACUUGGAACCAUGAUCAAUUCGCUGAAAUUACAGCGAUUUUCGAUCAAUUUCACACUUUUCAUGCAGUUUUCAUGUGGAAAAUGAGCAAUCCUUUAUGGAUAACUGGUGGAUGGUCGACUGAUAAACAGAAAAUGAUAAAUUCUGGAAUUUUCCCUCCUGAAAAACUGAAAUUAAAUACAAACUACAUGGGACUAGUUCCACAGUUAAAACUCAAGAAGUUUAUCCUCAUUGGAGCGAACAAUCUACGGUUCAUUAACUCGUGGCUCAACAGUCUGCAACCAAAUAUUCCGGAUCCAAUCGAUAAUUCCCGAAAAACGAUCGAUAUCGAAUUUAUUGAUGUCGAGAAGUCGGAUUUGAUCAUGCGGCAUCCAUUGAUGAAGACUGGAAUUGUGAAUCUGAAAUUCCAUAAAAACAGUUCGCAUUUUCAACACAAAUCUCUGAAUAUUAUCAAUGUACCGUAUGCUGAAAUCACAGCACGCCAAGUAUCUUCAGAAGCCGUCAACUUGUUUCUGAAGCGCUGGGCUCGUGGAGAAAUGACCGAGGCGUUUGAAUACCUUCAUAUCACUGAAACAACACAAUGGCCGAAGCAAGAGAUUCAAAUGAGGGAUGUGCUGAAAGGAUUACGGUAUCAAAUUGUGGAAUUGCAGACCGAUGUGAAAUUAAAAAUCUUGUCUCACCGAACUGCUCGAAACCAUCAGAAGACGUCAACGUCUUCUAUGCCAACGUCUUCUUCUGAGUCCUCGUCAUCUGAAAUUUCCGCAAAUGCACAAAUUUUUCAAAUCUGUGGUCCCCGCCCGGGAUUCUGUAUUCACGAAGAUGGCGAAUUCAUUUUUGAAGUGCCGAAAUCUGAAGAAAUCCAAAAAAUUCAAGUUUUCCCGCCAAUUCUUCAGACGUCGUGCGAGGAAUUCGAACGACAGAAGAAUAGGAUUUAUAUGGAAUUGUUUCGGAAAAAGCUAAUUAAAUAUUUUAAUUAA
This is a messenger RNA of Caenorhabditis briggsae, 1224 nucleotides long. The transcript has 6 exons. The record is from RefSeq and is a predicted model, not a curated record. Bases 1 to 1224 code for a protein of 407 amino acids. Lineage: Eukaryota; Metazoa; Nematoda; Chromadorea; Rhabditida; Rhabditidae.